UUUGUGUGCCUGUACAUGUGCAUAUGUACUAUGUACAUGCAUGAAUAAUUGUGUGCCUUUUCUGCACUGCACCUUGCAAAGAAAGCCAGAGUUGAACUGUAGAGCAGUAGAAACAUUUUACUCAGGACUAUUGCAGUAGGGGAACAAUACAGAAACCCAUAGAAAGCUCAACUCUGAAUAUAGAGUGAGCCAGUGGGGAUUUAUGGCCAGGUGCAGGAUGGGGUUGGGGAUGUGAAGUUACUAAGAGGAAACAUCUGGGUAGGGGGCUUCUGUCUAAACCCACAAAUUGGGAUUCUUACUAAACUUGGACAAUGCAGAGACAAACAUGAAAGCCCAGGGCCUCUUUGGAAAGUUCUGGGAGCCUGAGCAGAGUUUGGUCAAGCAGAUAACUUUGCCAGCUCUGAUUUUUCUUCUUCGAGUCCCCUUUUCCUUUUUGCAUGGAUGUCCUGUUAAAGAGAAACUGAUUCUGACACUUGUUCAACUGGUAAGGAAGACUUUAUUCAAGGCUACUGCAAUAGGAAGGAAGAUGGGGCCACCUGUGAAUUCAGCCCACAUAGUGGGGAUGAGUGGCCAAGGGCAUUAGUGAAAAGGGAGUUAGUGAUGGAAAAUCACUAGGAAGAAAGAUGGGGAGGGAUCUUCUUGCCAAACUGGCCUAGCAGGACUCCUGCACAUUCAUCCUGCUGGGGGAGAUGGGGGAUGCUGGACUAGAUCAUAAGUCUCAUUGGGGGCCAGGGCUCCAAGUGGAAUAAAACUGGGUGUGACUGGGCAGAGACUGGCAGCUCAGGGGAGCCUGGCUGGUUUGGCUGUGGAAAGGCUCUUUGUCAGCUUCAACAGGCACCUGUGCCUCUUACUGCAGACAACUCAGGUACCCCAACAGGACCCUGUCUUCAGGCCCCUGUAAGAGGACAGACAGCUCAAGUGCCUGGAGCUCUAGGCAGAGGGUGCAGCGGGGUGCUCUGUUUCUUUCCCAGGGGCUAUGGAUGCCGUGGAACUUGCCAGAAAGCUGCAGGAAGAGGCAACAUGUUCCAUCUGCCUCGACUACUUCACCGACCCUGUAAUGACCACCUGUGGCCACAACUUCUGCCGCGAGUGUAUCCGGCUGACCUGGGAGAAGGCCAAAGGCAAGAAGGGCAGGAGGAAACGCAGGGGCACCUUCCCUUGCCCUGAAUGCCGUGAGCUGUCCCCCCAGAGGAACCUGCGGCCCAAUCGUCUGCUGACCAAGGUGGCUGAGAUGGCACGGCAGCACCCAGGCCUCCAGAGCAGGGACCUGUGCAAGGUGCACCAGGAGGUCCUCAAACUCUUCUGUGAAGAUGACCAGAGCCCCAUCUGUGUGGUCUGCAGGGAGUCUCGGGAACACCGGGCCCACAGGGUGGUACCAGUGGAGGAGGCUGUGCAGGAGCACAAGCUGAAGCUGGAGGAUGACAUGGAGCACCUGCGGGAGGAGAUGGAGAAGACCCAGAAGUUGCAGACAAGGGAGCAGCAGGCCUUGGCCAAGUGGCAGGAGAAGGUGCAGGAGCGGAGACAGCGAGUCAUGAUGGAGUUUAAGAAGAUGGCUGUCCUUCUGGUGGAGGAGGAGCAGCACCUCCUGCAGGCCCUGAGGCAGGAAGAGGAAGACACGGCAGCCAGGCUGCAGCAGAGUAUGGCUGCAUUAGAGCAGCAGAGCUGCUCCCUGGAGACACUCCUACUGCAGCUGGAGGACCGUAGCAAGCGGGAGCCGUUGCAAAUGCUACGAGAUAUGAAGGAGUCGCUGGACAGGAACAGUGUGAGUGUGCAGUACCCAGAGGCCACCCCCAUCGCACUGAGGACUGUCUGCAGAGUCCCUGGGCAGAUAGAAGUGCUCAAGAGCUUCCAAGAGAACGUGGUGCCUGACCCUGCCACAGCGUACCCCUACCUCCUCCUGUAUGAGAGCCGCCAGAGGUGCUACCUCAGUACCCCACCAGAAGGCAUGCCCUGCAGCAAGGACAGGUUCCUGGCCUACCCCUGUGCAGUGGGCCACCAGACCUUCUGCUCAGGGCGGCACUAUUGGGAGGUGGGCAUGAACCUCACUGGGGAUGCACUGUGGGCUCUGGGUGUGUGCAGGGACAAUGUCAGCCGGAAGGAUAGGGUCCCCAAGUCCCCCGAAAACGGAUUCUGGGUGGUGCAGCUGUGCAAGGGAAAGAAGUAUGUGCCCCCCGUGUCAACUCUGCCCCCCAUCACGCUGACAGAGCCCCCCAGCCACGUGGGCAUCUUCCUGGACUUUGAGGCUGGGGAGGUGUCUUUCUACAAUGCAAGCGGUGGCUCCCACCUGCACACUUAUGCCCAAUCUGCCUUCCCAGGCCCCCUGCAGCCUUUCUUCUGCCUCGGGGCCCCCAAAUCUGGCCAGAUGGUCAUCUCUACAGUGACGCUAUGGGUGAAGGGAUAGGCAUGCAGGCAGAGAGCGAAGGCACAUGCUUUCUCCAGAGGGUGAGGUGGUCCUGUUCAGCAUGGCCAUCUGCCAUGCUUAUCUCAGGUGGAGACCCACAGUGGUUCCAAGGGGCUCCUGGUGCCAGAAUCUAAUUGUGAUUAAAGCAGUUAAAUGUUGAGACUGUA
Phyllostomus discolor (pale spear-nosed bat) is the source of this 2568-nucleotide messenger RNA. RefSeq names its product tripartite motif containing 17 (gene TRIM17). Lineage: Eukaryota; Metazoa; Chordata; Mammalia; Chiroptera; Phyllostomidae. The record is from RefSeq and is a predicted model, not a curated record. The coding region runs from base 977 to 2401 and encodes 474 amino acids. Gene Ontology annotation, molecular function: zinc ion binding; protein binding. The transcript has 6 exons.